Messenger RNA from Contarinia nasturtii (swede midge), 1490 nucleotides. RefSeq lists its product as uncharacterized. The coding region runs from base 103 to 1413 and encodes 436 amino acids. The transcript is spliced from 5 exons. Lineage: Eukaryota; Metazoa; Arthropoda; Insecta; Diptera; Cecidomyiidae. The record is from RefSeq and is a predicted model, not a curated record.
UCAGUUCUGAUUGAAGUCAUUAACUACUUAGAUGUCAUAACUGCAUUUAAAAAAACAUAAAUAAUAAAAUAAUAUUCGCCAAGAAAUUAGAAAUAAAUUAAAAUGGCAGAAUUACGUAAAAAACACAAGACUUGGAUAAAAGAGUUUUUGACGCCGAAUUUAGUCGAAAAUCAAAAAUUAAUCACCUGCAAAAAUCCAAAAGAACAUAUUGAAAUUGAAGCAAUUGAAAUAAAAGAAAUGUCGCUCGAAGUGGCUUUUAUGCUAACGGUUUGCUAUUUUGUGAAAAUUUCCAUUAAAAUUCGAACAGAACAUGAGCAAUGUGAAGGCGAGGACGGUUACGAUGAAACCCUUUUUGAUAUUGUGGUGAAGUUUGCACCUGACGUGGAACCAGAUUUAUAUGAGAUUUGGGGCAUGCAAGAAAAGUUUGGUAAUGAAAUAACCACCUACGAGCAUAUUGCACCGAAGAUUGAAUCAUUGUCCAAAUCACCCAAGUGUUUGUAUUCACACAAUGAGCCUUCAGAUGCUGUUAUCGUCUUAUCUGACUUCUCCAAUGAUGGAUGGAAAAUGUCAAAGCUAAAGGUCAAUUUACCCCUUGAUCAUAUCAUUGUUGCUGUUAAGGAACUUGGACGCUUUCAUGGCCAAAUGUAUGCACUGAAAUUAACAGACGCGGAUGCCUUUCAGUCGAUGAAAAGCAGAUUGUUGAAUUCCCGAUUUGGCGAAGUUACCGACGAAUGGAACAUAUGUUUGGAGCUUGGUAUAAGAAGAGCGACAUAUAGUGUUCGCACAUCGAUAGAAUCACGUGAAAUCGUUCCGGAGACAUUUUUGAAACGCUUAGAGGAAGUAAUGUAUGGAGUGUACGAUUAUUUGGGCAAGCGUAAUCGGCCGAUUGAGCCCAUUGCCAUCAUUUGUCACGGUGACUAUCUGCGAAACAACAUUGCAUUCCGAUAUGAUGUCGAUGGAAAAGCGAUUGAAGCGAUGAUGUUUGAUUUUCAAACUAUGUGCUAUUCAUCUCCGAUGAUCGAUUUAACCACGUUUAUAGCAAAUUCCACGGGAUGGAAAGUACGGAAUAAACACUUUUCAGAGAUAUUUUCUGCCUAUCAUGAAUCGCUGAUCGGCAGUUUUAUACAAGCAUCAAAAUGGGAAGAAAGCAAGAUUCCAGAAUAUUUGAAAUAUGAUAAUAUGUUGAAAGAAUAUGCUUGUUAUCUACCGUUUGGACUGGGUAUAGCAUCGGCAUUUUUACAAUUUUUGCACGAUAAAGAAACGCCGAAUUUUGAACAAAAGAGCCCUAUUAAAGAAACAAUUAGAUUUGCUUUGGAUAAAGGCGGUGAUGUAGUUGAUGCCGAACUUCGAGCACUUGUGGUUGACAUUUACCAGUUACAUGAUAAAUUAGAUUUAAAUCUCGAAAAAUUAUAAACAUAACGAAAACCUAUUGAUAUGAAAUUAAUUAAAAUCAAUCAAAUAAAAGCAAUCGUUAUGCACAGAUCAACAUA